Corylus avellana is the source of this 1013-nucleotide messenger RNA. RefSeq names its product RNA-binding (RRM/RBD/RNP motifs) family protein. The record is from RefSeq and is a predicted model, not a curated record. Lineage: Eukaryota; Viridiplantae; Streptophyta; Magnoliopsida; Fagales; Betulaceae. Gene Ontology annotation, molecular function: RNA binding.
GUCCUAAUCCCAUUUUAAAGGUUGCGUUUGGUUUGGAAUUUGGAAAUUCCUCUUCUCCUCUCCGAGUUGGUGUUCCUCUUCUAAAACCUGUUAGAGACCAUUUUUAUGGUUUCUGAGAUUUUUUGGAAAACAUGAAUCCUGGAGGGUAUACUGUGGAAGUUUCAGGUUUGUCUCCGAAGGCCACGGAAAAGGACGUCUAUGAUUUUUUCGCUUUCUCUGGUGCGAUCGAACAUGUCGAAAUCGCCGGAGGUGGUGAAUUUGCCUGUACUGCGUAUGUGACAUUCAAAGAUGCUUAUUCUCAAGACACUGCAUGCUUGCUCAGUGGUGCCACAAUUUUGGAUCAACGCGUAUGCAUAACCCGCUGGGGGCUAUAUGAAGAUGAAUUUCAUUUUUGGAACAGGCCUUCACAUAGGCAAGAAGAAGAAACUGGUUCAAUUCAUACACAAAGAACCCAAUUUCCCAGCACCGGAGAGGCAGUAACUAUGGCUCAGGAAGUUAAAACCAUGCUAGCCAAGGGAUAUAAUCUAGGUAAAGAUGCAUUAGGCAAGGCCAAAGCGUUGGAUGAUGAGAAUCACGUUUCAGCAAAUGCAGCAGCCAAGGUUGCUGAGCUCAGCCACAGAAUCGGCCUCACUGAUAAGAUAUGUGCAGGGGUGGAAGCUGUUAGAUCUGUUGAUGGAAAGUAUCAUGUCUCAGAUAGGACCAAGUCAGCCGCGUCGGCAGCUGCAAGCAGCGUGGUAAACAGUAGCUACUUUUCGAAGGGAGCUCUUUGGGUCUCAGAUGCUUUAACUCGAGCAGCAAAAGUUGCAGCUGACAUGGGUGGUCAUGGUGUUAAUUAAGCAAUGAGGCCUUUGAUUGACUCAAGUACCCCUUUCGUUCUUGUAUAUGAAUAGCUUAAAACAUAUGGAUAGUUUUGUAUCUUGGUAUGGGCCGUGUACAGUCUAAUAAUAUGGAUGUACACAAGACAUGAGCCAUAGAGGUAAUCUCAUUUUCAAGUAUUGUUGUUUCAUAAUCCA